AUGCCUCGAAACCACCGCUCCAGACGUAGAGGCCCCCGGGCUCCUCCCCCUGCGGUGCCUCAACGCAGCUUCCCCAAAGAGUAUGAGGACUAUCUCAGAGGCGUUGAUGCAGCUACCGAAGCUCUGAAGUCAAAGAACAUCGAGACAAACAUCGAAUCAAGCUUCGAUGACGCAAAGGUCGAUACCGCCACGGUCAUCGAAGCUCCCAUGACCGAAGCCCUUGACAAGGGAAAGGGGAAGGAGACUUGCAUCGAUUCAGAGUUUAUGACGAAAGUCGGGCUUCCCAGCCAGAAUCGAAUGGAGCCUCGCCAGGCCGGAAAUAACCCAACAAAACAGGCCGCAGCUGGAAGCACUAGAUAUGAUUCCAUUGCUGGCGAGUGUCACGAAGCUGGUCCAGCUACACUGUACUCGCCGGUUGCUGGUCCCUCCAAGUUUCCUUUCAUUGGCAAAACCCCCACUGGCCCCACUGCAGGAUCUCUGCCGAGAACUCACAUUGAUCUCACCUGGGGUCAACAGAAGACUUCUCCGGUCCCAGGUGUCUACGGUGCGAAGACGGCAGGUCAUCAGGCUAAGCGUCCGGUCCUCGGAUCUUUCCAGAAGCCAACGCAGCUGAGCGCAGAUUCUCCCUCGUUUCAUCCACAGGGAGCUACGCCUGCUGCUCUGAUAGAUGUUGCCAACAAGGGUGACCGGCUGCUGCAGUCCAUUGCAUCAUCGUCAACAGUUGCUAUGUACACAGGUAACCAUGGAGUGCUGCGGGCCAGAGAUGAGCUGAAUAGGACUGCUGCUUAUUGCUCGAUGCGCGAGAAGGCUGAUUUUGCGGGCUGGGGCAAGUCCCCAUUUCUUCCCCAAUCGCCGAUCGACUUCGUUGCGCACCAGAGACAGAUUGUGGCUGCAGAGAUGAAGCGAAACAUGAACCGUGUUGCGAUGCUCGAAGCCACGCAAGGUAAACACAAGGCCAUGCUCACGCUUGACUUCCAGGACGGCCUGUCGCCCAUGCUAGUGCAGAAGACAAGCUUCAAUGAUGUGGAGGCAGACUACCAGAAAUAUGUGACGGACUGGCCGACGCCGCACGAGCUGCAGAUGUCUGGCACUUCUCUUCCACUCCCGCAGAAGAAGCAGGCGGAGUCCGGAGAGCAAGCGCAGCGCACCACGUUCUGCACCCAGGAAGACGAGACUCGCACAUGGGACUGGCUCAGCCCGUUUCAAGCUGCCUCCGUCCGAGCUGAGGAUCCUGCCACGAUUGACGAGGACACCCUCGGUUCUUGGAUGCGUGACCUGAUGAAGGCAAUUGACCAGGACGAUGAGUGA
Messenger RNA from Grosmannia clavigera kw1407, 1308 nucleotides. RefSeq lists its product as uncharacterized. The record is from RefSeq and is a predicted model, not a curated record. NCBI's taxonomy places the organism in Eukaryota, Fungi, Ascomycota, Sordariomycetes, Ophiostomatales, Ophiostomataceae. The transcript is spliced from 4 exons. Bases 1 to 1308 code for a protein of 435 amino acids.